AUGGGGAAUAAUGUCAUUGAAUAUGAGGGAACUUCAAAGUCCAAAUACAAAAAACAUAAAUCCUUCGAGGACUUUGGGGAUGAUGAACUGUGUAAGUACUUCACCAGUGACUUGAGUGUACUUCCUAUUCAUAAACCGCCAACGAAAAAAAGUAGGGCGGUCGUAGAUGAAGAUUCGUACGAAGACGAAAGUCAAGAUGAGGGUGAUGAAGACUAUGAAGCUGAGGAGACUAACUAUGAUGAAGUUGAGAAUUCUGAUGAGGAGUACGAUGAAGUGCCAGAGCGAGAGACACAUCCAAUUAAGAGGGGAUACAAACAACAAGUGUCUCGGAAAGUAUUACCCAAGCAAGGUCUGAAAAGGAGACGACUUCCUACCCCAAAGCCACGGCCACAGGAGCAGCAAUACGUUGUGAGAAGAACCAAAGGUCUGUCAGGUCUGUCAAACGGGGAACAAGUUAAGAGGGAAGAGUUAUGUGUUGCGACGCAACUACAAAAAUGUCGCAACAAGCAACCAGCGGUCAUUUGCCGUGUUGAUGCAUUUUCGAAGUUGAUCAAAAGGUUUGAUGCUUCUAGAAUUGAAGUUGUUAAACAAAUGGGUUUUGGUGGGAUGCUAAUGUUGAAGUUGACCCAACUCUCGCGACAGUUCUGCUAUUGGUUAAUGACUAGGGUGGAUGGAGUUGCCCAGACCUUGGUUGCAGGUGAUGGCAGAGUCUUACCGUUGUCUCCAACACAAUGGAAAUGCAUAUUUGAUCUCCCAAUGGGAGGUAAGAAGGUUCCCUUCGACGUGGUUGAUAGUCCGGCGUUGGUUGUUAAGGCUGCGAAGGUGGCUCGGAAAUUCACAAUGGUGAAUGGGGAGGGAAAGGAAAUGGUUUCUUUACGUUCAGUCAUCGAUGCGUUAGUCGAAGAGGAUGAAGAUGGCAACGUCACCCAGCUAGAAACCGAAUCGGCCCGUAGCGAAUUCCGUACUGCUUUCUUGAUGGCGCUCUUGGGUCUGGUCAUAUGUCCUUCGACUGAUGGAUCAUAUAUGUCUAAGCCCUUGAUGCAAGCGUGUACUGUGGCAGACAUGUCAAUUGAAUAUGAUUGGUGUACGUUUGCCCAUGAGUGGCUUAUGACUAAGUCUUCUGAGUUUGCUGAGAAGUUUGACAAAGCUGGGUUCGUGGCGGGAUGUGGUGGUUGUACCCUGUUCCUCUUGAUAUUCUACCUAGAUCAUUUGAACAGGCCUCCUCUGUCGUGGAACGAGUUUCCAAGGAUAGGAGUUUGGACAACUGAGCAUGUCUUCCUGGCUAGGGAUUUGGACAAGAAGGAAACUGACGACUACGGAAAGCUAUCAUCACUGGACAUUGCAUAUGGGGAACCACAUCCCCGACUCGCCAGAGACAAAAUUACACCCAUCUCGCAGGAAGAUGAAGAUGAGGAUUGCGAGGAUACAAGGCUAGUAAAUAAUAUUAUGAAGUUGAUCACACCUUACCUAGAGAGGCUGGAGGAGAAGAUUGAUAAGUUGCAAACGGCACGGGACAACACAAGACCCUUUGGCUUUCCCAUACAUGACCAGUUCCAUAUCCAUUCUCCGGCUCAUCAUUUUGCUGACGAUAUACAAGAUCUUGAUCUUGGUUUGAAUCAACCAUUCACGUCUCUUGAGCAACUGGGAAGUCCAAGGAUAAUCAAUCCAACCUCACAAAGAACCCAAACAGAGCAACAAGAGAUCAACAAGAAGAUGGCCGCUGUCGACGAUAUGUUGCACAUUGACAAUCACCAUCAAGUAUCAGUUACUGAUGUCAUUGGCAAAGUUGCAAAUGAAUCUCUUCAAUCCGUAUUAGCACAACGUCAUGAAGAGUAUCAUGCCAAUAACGAGAAUGAUCCUGGGAACAAUAAGGAGUUGAAUCAAGACGACCCAUUGACUAGUAAGGAGUUGAAUGAGGAUGCGCGUGACAAUGAUGAGGAGUUGAAUGAGGAUGCGCGUGACAAUGAAGAGGCCGCUGCUGGAGGAGGAGGACCAAGGAGGAGGAGGAGUUUAGGACACCGAACUCAUAUUCCAUCUGCAGCAGUAUUUUCGGGAGAUUUCGUGUCUGGUACAAACCAAAGGGUCACAGGUCCGGUUAAUGACAUCACUGCGUUCGUUAAGAGAUGGAAAGAUUUGAGAGACGAGGCUAAUCCAGGACAAGUCAUGAUUACCUGCGAUGGCAGGAGUGCAACCCAAAGAGACUGCUAUGGGGUCUUGCAUACAAGAGCGAGGGUCAGUGCUGACUAUGUAAGGAUGGCUUCGGAGAUGUAUAUGAAAAAGUGGGCAAUGGAUUACGAAGGCAAGAGUCGGAGAAUUAUGCUUGACCCAACAUUUGCGAUGAGGGUAAUUACGAAUAAGGAUCCUUUUGAACAUCUGGCAAAGAAGCACGGCCAACCUCUUCGUGACAUAACUGCAUCCCAGAUUUGUGUGAUUUUUGUUCCUGUAUUGGACGAUGACCAUUGGUGGUGUGCUGCAUUUGAGUUGAAGGAGAAGACCAUAUGGUUCAUGGAUACUAUGUACCCCAACCCCGAAGAGAAGCAUAAGUCUAUUCUGAAAAAUAUGAUCCCGGCCAUCGACACGAUGUUAAAUGUCCAUGACCCCCAGUGGGAACUAGGCACAAUGGGUAGUUGGGGAAGACAACUAGUCGAGCUUAUGAACAACACCGACAAUCAUAGCUGCGGCGUACUAAUGUUGGGAUGGAUAAAGUCAUCGGCCGCUCGUAUCGUAUCAAGAUAUGGAAUGGAAAAUAUUGUUGUGGCUCGAAAAGCGCUACUAAUGGAAGACUUUCUCUCGGAAUUUAAUGAAGCAAAGGAUGAAGCAUUGUCAGCAAUCACCUGUACUUGAAAGGCAUCUGAUGAUUCUCGUAGUAAUAUUAUGUAACUCUUGGAAACUGUUUAUUAGCCGGAUUAUCUAAUGUUUAAGA
Messenger RNA from Spinacia oleracea (spinach), 2923 nucleotides. RefSeq lists its product as uncharacterized. The record is from RefSeq and is a predicted model, not a curated record. Bases 1 to 2844 code for a protein of 947 amino acids. Gene Ontology annotation, molecular function: cysteine-type peptidase activity. Lineage: Eukaryota; Viridiplantae; Streptophyta; Magnoliopsida; Caryophyllales; Amaranthaceae. Gene Ontology annotation, biological process: proteolysis. The transcript is spliced from 12 exons.